UGCGGUUCGCGAGCCCACGGUUAAGGCAUGCUCAUGACGCCUCCAAUCGCCAGAUCCGCGAACACGCAGGCCGACGUGCCCAUUACAGCACAGAGCUCACUACUCCCGCCCACUAGAGAUGGCCGCUCCUUGUCGUCCACUACCAAGUCGUCAUACGCGACGGCGAAUCCGGGCCCGGGCAGCUUCAACUCCCAGCUGACCCGGCCAACGACAUCACAAGAUGGCCGACAGCGCCCAGAGUUUGAUAUGCACGCGAUUACCGUGGGGGACAACGAUGAUACAACCACCGAACAGAGGCAGGCUGAGCUGCAGGACCAGAUUGAGAAGGAGACGAAGAUAAAGAUCGGGUCGGAAAACCUGCUAGAGGCAUUGAAUGCAAAGAACGCAAAGAAUACGAGAGAUCAGAGGCUGCAGGUCGAAGAGCAGCUCAACAUCUCGAAUAGAAAGCUCGUGCAAUUAAAGGCAGUACUGGCCGCAGAGAUCCAAAGGGCAAAGGACGUCAAAUCACCGCCAGCGGAUCCUCAGAGCAGACUUUCGUAUCUAUUUCGUCGAAAUCUGUCGCGUUCGCCGUCGCGGCAUGUCAUCAAGCAGGCUGAAACAGAGGACGAAGAGACAGAGUCGCCAACAUUUGUGCUAGCUGAAAUCCUACAGGCGCUGGAGGUGCAGGGCAUGCAGCCAGAGUACUACGUGGAGCGGGCGAACUCUUUGGUCCUUCUGUUCAAACGACACCCUACGCUCAAGUACGAUCUGGCUUGGUCAAUCUUUGGCUUGAGGAUGCAGACGAUGCUCCUUAGCGAUAGUCGCGAGGUUGUGGCAGCUGCCUAUCGUGUCAUGCGCUAUGCCUUUACCGACCGCAAAUCUCUCCGGAUUAUCCGAGGACUACACACGGAUUAUCUGGUCAUUCUAUCACUGGUGAAAGAGAGCAAAGCUAGCGUGGAGCGCGAGCAGGCUCUGAAGUUCGUCCGAGCCUUCCUGGACGUCAAAGGUGGUGUUGAGGAGAUUGCCCGUGCGGUAGUUCGCAUCAUUGUGGCAGUAGCUGAACAUGCGGAAGACCGCCUCAGAAAUAUUGCAAUCCUGACUCUUGCCGAGAUUCUCGUUCGGAAGCCAUCUCUUCUCGUUACCGCUGGUGGUAUGGGAGCGCUGGCCGAUGCGCUCGGGGAAGGAAGCUACCAAGCUGCUGAGAGUAUUGGCAUGUCCUUUUUGUAUCUUCUAGAUACGCCGCGGCGGCGUCGAUACUUGCGCUCUGGUCGCGAGUUGGAGGCUCCAUUUGCUUUGUUCACCGAUGCAAGCCUGACCCAUGGGUACUUACACGAGGAGAAGCUCAAAGUGAACGCCAAGGUUAUCGCGUCCUUACUCAGAAGCUGGCCGGGGUUGCUUACUCUGUCUAUGAACGAUUUUCUUCCUCUCCGAUCUCUACUUUUAUCAUUACAGAUCCCAGCACCCCAUGUGCGGAACGUUAUCCUAGAGCUCUUGUUCGAUCUUCUCCGGAUCAAGCCUCCUUCAUGGUCUUCCUCCUUCCUCGCAGGCCGACGACUGACCACGUAUGGCCGCGUCACAAAUUUCAAGAACCAACAAGUCAAGGAAGCCACCACUUCUAGCAUCGAGACGGACACAAAUAAGUGGAGCUUACUAGAUCAUUAUGUCUCGGUCGUCCUGGCAGCGUUCCUGCAUGCAGGACUGGUACCUGCGUUGUUGCACGCCGACGAAGAGCCUCUAACACUGCCACUAAAGCGAAAGACAACACUGUUACUUGGAGAAGUCUUGAAAAUGGCGAACGAACUUUUGCCGCCGUCUUGGAGCGCACAACUGCAAGUGCUCCCCCAGUUAUUGCACUCUGCUGCAAAAUUCCAGUCAGAGGACCGUUUUGUUGCCAUUGGAACGAUAUAUCAAGUCGACAGCAUCAACAGAACACUCUACCGAUCAGGACCUACAUCGCUAUACCCAAAUAAGGGUACUGCCAGUGCUGACAACACCUCGUCCAGUCGACAAACUGACCAGUCCAAGGUACAAGCGGCCAUGCAGAUGGAUGAAGCGCAAUUCAGGUCUUUGAUGCUUGAUACCCAGGUCCUAAAUACAGUCUCCUUCCAGAAGUGGAGAUGGGAUUUGAUCCACACCAUCAUUGAGGGCCCCCUGCUGAAUGCUAAGCGUCUAGACGAAGCCAUGAAAGUAACGAAAUUUGUCCAUCGUCUACUAGGAUUUUACCGACCCUUUAAAUACCGAUUUUCUGAGGUCAAGAACACAAAGCCAAAUCAGCGGUAUGUUCGAGCGGGUUGCGCCCUGAUGCACAGUCUCCUACAGAACCCCGAGGGAGUCAAAUACCUUGGCGAGAGCAAGUUCAUCCGUCAGCUCGCAGAAUGCUUGUCGCACUUUGACAGGAUGAGUGGGCUGACGUCGGAGUCGCCCAUAUUCCAAGCAGAUCGCAUGAACGAGACGCUCACCGGCGGUUACUUCGCACUGUUGGGUGCAUUGACGAAAGACCCGAAAGGCAUCCAAAUACUGGAAAGGUGGAGAGUCAUCAACAUGUUCUACCAUAUUGUCGAGCUCAAUGACCGCGACGACUUGAUCCGGACCCUUCUCAGCAACAUGGACUACACCCUAGAUGGUCAUCUACGCAUCAUCAUCUCCAAAGCUAUGACGUCAUGUUCGAAGGAAGUCCGAAUCUUCGCGACCAGAUUGCUACGCAAGUACGCGACGAAGCCAAUGCAGUUGACCGGUACUACUGGCGUUGCGGAGUGGGCUAUCAGGUUACUUGUGACGCAGCUCUAUGACCCUGAUGUAGAGGUCUGCGAAGUUGCAAUCAAGAUUCUCGAAGAGGCUUGCAACCAAACAGAGUCUCUGGAGUUUGUGGUGAAAUGUCGCCCUGCGUUGGAUCAUUUGGGUGAGAUUGGUGCCCCUCUGCUCCUGCGGUUCUUGUCAACGUCGGUAGGGUACCACUAUCUCGACGGACUAGAUUACAUCACGAGAGAGAUGGAUGACUGGUUCUUGGGAAGAAACGAUACUUAUGUGGCUUUGAUCGAAGCUUCAGUGGCUCGCGCUCUAGCGGACAUACCCGAGAAGCCAGCCACGCAUUUGACCUAUGAUGACACGCCUGAACCUACCGAGUACGGGCUCGUGCCUCCGCACUUCUAUCGAGAACUUACCAGGACAAAAGAGGGAUGCAAACUGCUCCGACAAAAAGGUCACUUCGAUGAGUUCGCAGCCUCCAUCCGUGACUUUGCCAUGGAAAAUGAUGAUUCAGAAAUCAUCCUCAAAGUCAAAGGCUGCUUAUGGGCGGUUGGGAAUGUCGGUUCCAUGGAGCUAGGCGCACCAUUCCUUGAGAAUUCCGAUGUAGUCAAGUGGAUUGUGCAGAUUGCCGAACAAUCUGAGGUCAUGUCGCUCAGAGGUACGGCCUUCUACGUACUAGGCUUGAUUUCGAGAAGUCUUCACGGUCAGGAGAUUCUGCUUGAGUACGGGUGGGAUGGGGUCGUUAACGAGGCUGGUGAAGCAUUAGGAUUCUGUCUUCCCUUGAACUUUAACAAGCUUUUUGCGAUGACGCCAUGGGCCGCAAAAUCGGACGACGUUGAGUGGAAGCGCGAAGCAGAAGUCAGAGUUGCGGUCACGGAUAGCGACCCGGUGAAUGCGCGCAUUUUGAAGCAUGCAACCGACCUGGGUAACACGGUGCUAGCAAAGAAGGCUGCAAAUGAUUUACAGACGAUCAAAUCUAAAAAAGUACCUGGAUUCAGCAGGCCAUCCAUCUUUCACAAGGUCAUGCAAAUACUGGAGGCACAUCACUUCCGCCUCCCGGCAUGUCGGUUCGUCCUAGAUCUGUUUGACAAGCGGGUGCUGGAACGGAUUGUGCUUGAAGAGGAAGAGGAAGAGGAAAGCAGUGACUCGGACUACGAGUCAGAACCGGAGCGAAUGGAUACGAACGGCGCAACGAAGACAUGCUGAAAUGUUGCUUCAUGCGAUACGAACCCGAUGUUAUCAUUAUUGGCGUUGGGGAGCAUACAAGAAAGUCAUUGUACCAUAGUUCCUGUGUCAGCUCGAGCAUUCUAACGGUCGGUUCAGGGGGCUUCUUUUGCAUAUGGGAGGCCCAUGGUACUUUGUGUGUGGUACGGGGUGGCCACGCAAGCGUGUCUAGCGUUCAUUCCGGAAGUCAUCGGCGGAUGAUGGUGUUUGCGCUGUCAGGAGGCACAUUGUAGUAUUUGAUUGUGAAUUGAAAGCG
Messenger RNA from Cucurbitaria berberidis CBS 394.84, 4204 nucleotides. RefSeq lists its product as uncharacterized. Lineage: Eukaryota; Fungi; Ascomycota; Dothideomycetes; Pleosporales; Cucurbitariaceae. Gene Ontology annotation, cellular component: TORC2 complex. Gene Ontology annotation, biological process: TORC2 signaling. The coding region runs from base 28 to 3930 and encodes 1300 amino acids. The record is from RefSeq and is a predicted model, not a curated record. The transcript is spliced from 3 exons.